Messenger RNA from Trypanosoma rangeli, 622 nucleotides. Its product is annotated as oxidoreductase. Lineage: Eukaryota; Euglenozoa; Kinetoplastea; Trypanosomatida; Trypanosomatidae. The annotation marks the transcript as partial. The transcript has a single exon. The record is from RefSeq and is a predicted model, not a curated record.
GCGCGGUGCAGCUUGCCAAGUACNCCGGGUUAUACGUGUUGGCCUCCUGCUCCACCGUCAACGUCGACUCGUAAAGUCGCUGGGUGCGGACUAUGUCUUUGACUACACUGUGCAAGACGUCGUUGGCGAGUGCCUCGCUCGCACGCAGGGUUUCGGUGUCGAUUAUGUGCUGGAGGCCGGUGAUGCGGUGCUUGCUGCGCAGCACGCAGAGGCUCUGCGGUUUGGCGGCUCCAUCUGCGUUCUGCCUGGUCCCAUGCCACUCUCCGGCGAGGCGCUCUACCACCGCCAGCUGUCGGUGAGUUACGUCUGCCUCGCCGGGAUGCACGCCCACCCGCUCACGCGCGGCAGUCUGCGAGAGGUGGUGGAGAUGUGCCUGGCACUUUACCACCGCGGGGCCUUCCGGCUGCAGCUGGAGACGGUGCCAGUGGAGCGCGCCGACACCGCGCUGGACGUCGUGGCUGAAGGGCACACGCGGGGGAAAAUUGUGCUGACAGAGUUCCACCCCGGCGAGGCGCCGCCCGGCGACGCGGAGGUGGGCAGCCGCCGCCGGAAGCACGCAAAGGCGCAGGUGGCAGUUGCGGCGGCGCCCCCGCUGGCGCUGGUGUUACAGCGCGAGAAGUGA